AGAUGCUGGGGUUUAAAGACCGGAAAUACUGUAGGUCAUGUAAGUGGACAAGUGGUCAAAUACAAAUACGGCAAGUGUGGCUAUUUGGACAGGCGCAUAAAAAAUGUGCAGAGUGGUGCUUCCCCAAGAUGCAUACACUCUACAGGUCCAGAGGAGAAUCAAGAAUGAUCAAUUAAGGUAAAAGGGGUGGGGCCACCUUAACUCAAAGCUGUACAAAAUGGCAAAGCCAAGCACUGGUGUGUGUUGAGGUGUUUGUGUCAAAGUUUGUUAGGAUGGGGUUCCUGAAAGUUGUUUUAGUGGUGGUUGCGAUUGUUGUAUUUGAUCUGCCUGAUGUCUUGGGAAGUUUGAGGUACAGUCAUAGUCCAAGAAGCAUGGGGCCAAAAUCAGAUCCAGCUUCCAGAAGUCCUGCCCUUUCUCCUCUAGGGCUCUGGAACCCUUUGCAAGUGGCUUCUCAGUUUCAGAGUCCUUUGAGUCCCGGUUCCAAAAGCCUUGCACAGGAGCCUUUUGACCUUCAGGAGAAGCAGCUGUUGCAGGGUCCAGUGAAGCCUUUGGAUUGGAGGUAUCCCAUCGUUCCUGAGGUGCAGAGCGAGUUGGCGGUGGACUUUCAGUUGAGGCAACCUGUGACUCCCAGCAGCGUAGCAGUUCAAUGUGGCGAGAACCGGGUUCUCGUUGAGGUCCAGCAGGACUUUUUUAGCAAUGGUCAGUUGAUCCAGCCAACUGGUCUGUCUUUAGGUGGAUGUCCUGUUGUUGGUCAGGAUCCUGGGUCAGGAGUGCUCAUCUUUGAGUAUGAAUUACAGGACUGCAACAGCGUGCUGAUGGUAAGAACUGAGAUCUUAAUGGUGCACGGUCUUGGUGUAUGUAAAGUCUGUGGGAUGACCCUCUUGGUAACCACAAUCUUUUUACAGAUGAAUGAGGAUGAGCUUGUCUACACCUUCUCUCUUACCUACACCCCUGAGGUGCUUGCAGGCACUCCGAUUACCCGGGCCGAUGGUGCAGUUGUUGGUGUUCAAUGCCAUUAUCAAAGGCUCCAAAAUGUAAGCAGUGAUGCCUUGAGGCCAACAUGGGUCCCUUAUGCCUCAACAGAGGCUGGUGGAGAAGUCUUGCUGUUCUCCCUGAAGAUCAUGAUGGAUGAUUGGUCCUAUCAGAGGCCUUCAUACUCCUAUUUCCUGGGUGGUGUUAUUAACAUCGAGGCAUCUGUGAAGCAGUACAAUCAUGUGCCUCUGCGUGUGUUUGUGGACCGCUGUGUGGCCACUCAAGAACCUGAUGUGAACUCCCUUCCGAAAUAUUCCUUCAUUGAGAAUCACGGGUGCUUUGUGGAUGCCAAAACUACAGCUUCCAGUUCCCGCUUCAUGCCUCGGUCCCAGGUUGACAAGAUCCAGUUCCAGCUGGAGGCGUUCAUGUUCCAGGAGGGCAACAGUCCUUCUAUCUACAUAACAUGUAUUCUGAAGGCAACUAUUGCUUCUGCACCCAGUGACGCUCAGCGCAAAUCCUGUUCCUUUGCCAAUGGGUGGCUUGCUGCAGAUGGAAACGACCAAGUUUGUGGUUGUUGUGACUCAACAUGUGGUCCUGAUGGUGAAUUUGCUGCUUCUCCUUAUGGAGGCAUUCAAUGGGAAGGCAAGGCCUCACUUGGUCCUGUAAUGGUUCAAGGGCAAAAGAGAGGUUCUCAAUAAAACUGACAAAUCAA
Rhinichthys klamathensis goyatoka is the source of this 1684-nucleotide messenger RNA. Its product is annotated as zona pellucida sperm-binding protein 3-like. Lineage: Eukaryota; Metazoa; Chordata; Actinopteri; Cypriniformes; Leuciscidae. The transcript is spliced from 8 exons. Gene Ontology annotation, cellular component: extracellular matrix. Gene Ontology annotation, molecular function: acrosin binding. Gene Ontology annotation, biological process: egg coat formation; binding of sperm to zona pellucida; positive regulation of acrosome reaction. Bases 273 to 1670 code for a protein of 465 amino acids. The record is from RefSeq and is a predicted model, not a curated record.